Messenger RNA from Drosophila takahashii, 3169 nucleotides. It is a transcript of the gene Hsc70-3, whose product is annotated as heat shock protein 70 cognate 3. The record is from RefSeq and is a predicted model, not a curated record. Gene Ontology annotation, biological process: endoplasmic reticulum unfolded protein response. Gene Ontology annotation, molecular function: ATP-dependent protein folding chaperone; ATP binding. Gene Ontology annotation, cellular component: cytoplasm; membrane; endoplasmic reticulum chaperone complex. Lineage: Eukaryota; Metazoa; Arthropoda; Insecta; Diptera; Drosophilidae.
CAAUAAUCAGUUUCAAAACAAACGUACAAGGAAUAACAGCACAGCAAAAGAGAAACGCGAUUGAUUCAAUCCAAACAUAUUCCAAUAAGAACAACGUAACGCGCUGUGACCGCAAAUACUUAUAAACAAACAUCGUUACAUUCCCAUUAGAUCAAUUAAAACCAAGCCAAAAAACAACAAAGACUACACUACUGUGACAAAAAGUGACAAUUAAUUAAUUAAGUGAAUAUUUUUUUUAAUAUUUUAAGUUAGCAAAUUAUUUCUGAGAGAUCUUCAAUAUGAGGUUAUGCAUAUUACUGGCUGUCGUGGCCUUCGUUGGCCUCUCGCUGGGCGAGGAGAAGAAGGAGAAGGACAAGGAGCUGGGCACAGUGAUCGGCAUUGAUUUGGGCACCACCUACUCCUGCGUUGGUGUUUACAAGAACGGACGCGUGGAGAUCAUCGCCAACGACCAGGGCAACCGCAUCACCCCCUCCUACGUGGCCUUCACCGCCGACGGUGAGCGUCUCAUCGGAGAUGCCGCCAAGAAUCAGCUGACCACCAAUCCCGAGAACACCGUCUUCGAUGCCAAGCGUCUGAUCGGUCGCGAGUGGUCGGACACCAAUGUGCAGCACGACAUCAAGUUCUUCCCCUUCAAGGUUGUCGAGAAGAACUCGAAGCCCCACAUUAGCGUGGACACGUCGCAGGGCGCCAAGGUCUUUGCCCCCGAGGAGAUCUCCGCCAUGGUUCUCGGCAAGAUGAAGGAGACCGCCGAGGCCUAUCUGGGCAAGAAGGUCACCCAUGCCGUCGUCACCGUGCCGGCCUACUUCAACGAUGCCCAGCGUCAGGCUACCAAGGAUGCCGGAGUGAUCGCCGGUCUGCAGGUGAUGCGCAUCAUCAACGAACCCACUGCCGCGGCCAUUGCCUACGGUCUGGACAAGAAGGAGGGCGAGAAGAACGUGCUGGUGUUCGAUCUGGGCGGCGGCACCUUCGAUGUCUCCCUGCUGACCAUCGAUAACGGCGUGUUCGAGGUGGUGGCCACCAACGGCGACACCCAUUUGGGCGGUGAGGACUUCGAUCAGCGUGUGAUGGACCACUUCAUCAAGCUGUACAAGAAGAAGAAGGGCAAGGAUAUCCGCAAGGACAACCGCGCUGUCCAGAAGCUGCGUCGCGAGGUCGAGAAGGCCAAGCGCGCUCUGUCCGGCUCCCACCAGGUGCGCAUCGAAAUCGAGUCGUUCUUCGAGGGCGACGACUUCUCCGAGACCCUGACCCGCGCCAAGUUCGAGGAGCUGAACCUGGACCUCUUCCGUUCCACCCUGAAGCCAGUGCAGAAGGUGCUCGAGGAUGCGGACAUGAACAAGAAGGACGUGCACGAGAUUGUGCUGGUUGGCGGCUCCACCCGCAUCCCCAAGGUGCAGCAGCUGGUCAAGGACUUCUUCGGCGGCAAGGAACCAUCGCGAGGCAUCAAUCCCGACGAGGCUGUCGCCUACGGUGCUGCCGUCCAGGCUGGCGUGCUCUCCGGCGAACAGGACACCGAUGCCAUUGUGCUGCUCGAUGUGAACCCACUGACCAUGGGCAUUGAGACCGUCGGCGGUGUGAUGACCAAGCUGAUUCCCCGCAACACCGUCAUCCCCACCAAGAAGUCGCAGGUGUUCUCCACCGCCUCCGAUAACCAGCACACCGUCACCAUUCAGGUGUACGAGGGCGAGCGUCCCAUGACCAAGGACAACCAUCUGCUCGGAAAGUUCGAUCUGACUGGCAUUCCCCCAGCUCCUCGUGGCAUUCCCCAGAUCGAGGUCUCGUUCGAGAUCGACGCCAACGGCAUCCUGCAGGUCAGCGCCGAGGACAAGGGCACCGGCAACAAGGAGAAGAUCGUGAUCACCAACGACCAGAACCGCCUGACGCCCGAGGACAUCGAUCGCAUGAUCCGCGACGCCGAGAAGUUCGCCGACGAGGACAAGAAGCUGAAGGAGCGCGUCGAGUCGCGCAACGAGCUGGAGUCGUAUGCCUACAGCCUGAAGAACCAGAUCGGCGACAAGGACAAGCUGGGCGCCAAGCUGAGCGACGAGGAGAAGACCAAGCUGGAGUCGGCCAUCGAUGAGUCGAUCAAGUGGCUGGAGCAGAAUCCCGAUGCCGAUCCCGAGGAGUACAAGAAGCAGAAGAAGGAUCUGGAGGCCAUCGUUCAGCCGGUGAUCGCCAAGCUGUACCAGGGUGCUGGCGGUGCUCCUCCCCCAGAGGGCGGCGACGAUGCCGAUCUCAAGGACGAGCUGUAAGAUGGCCCCAAAGCACAUACACACACAGCCCAGCCCACAUCCAUUCGAGAUCAUAGUGUUGGAAUUAAUUCAGACUGAUUAAACAAUUAUAACUUAAUUGCAAACGCAGUAGCCACAACAACAACAACAAGAAGAAGAACAGCAAAUAUAGCAGAGACCACAACAGCAACAGAUAAUACUACUUUAUAGCCCUCAGCAGCCAUCCCCCGCCCCCCAUGCCCGCCCACCAUCCAUUCGACCUUUAAGGCAAACUAUCCAAAACUAAAGAAAACAAAUCACAAUCCUUUUUUUACAUUUUUUUUUUUUUUUACACUUUAAUUUAAAGUAUUUUUUUGUCAACUAAAAAUAUGAGAAAUGUAAUAACGAUUUAUUCGAGUGUUCCUCGCAUUUCUCGCCUCCUUCCGCCCACUUCCCCCACGUUAGCUGCAUAAUUAUGUAAAACUGUAAAUUUUUUUAUAUAUAUACACAUAACUGUGACGACUGUAAGCCCCGAGAUCCCCGAGGAGUCGCAAUCCAGUAGGUUAGCCUGCGGAUGUGUAAAGCGGAAGCAACAAACAAACAAACAAACACAAAACACAGACAAAUGUUAUAUGUAUAAGCGCGUAAUAGCCGGAUUCCACUGGCACAUUUGCAUUGCUGCUCACUGCGGAAAAGGACUUUGAAUUUUCCGGAUAGCAAUGCGAAUGUGUCGGGGGAUUCUGGCCGCAUAGAAGAGAUGUAGAAGAGCACAGGGAGCUGCGGGUCGUGCGGAUAAUAGGUCGAUGAGAAUGCAAACGGCAAGAGAUAAACCACAAAAUCACAAGAAAACCACUAAAAGCAGCGGCCACUCCAUCAGCCAGGCUAAAUAAAAGGAUUCUUCGAUUUUACGAAGGAUUUUCUAAUUUAUUUAAAAAUAAAAUAAAAAAAAUUGAAAAAAGAAA